This is a messenger RNA of Nezara viridula (southern green stink bug), 426 nucleotides long. NCBI's taxonomy places the organism in Eukaryota, Metazoa, Arthropoda, Insecta, Hemiptera, Pentatomidae. The record is from the annotation of a GenBank genome assembly.
AUGUAUUUCGAAUUCUGUCGUGCUUACUGCUUGUGCUUGUCAUCCACAAUCAAAUGGACUAAUCGAGCGCUAACACAGAACAAUGAAGACCGCCUUAAAAUGCCAUUUGCUGAAAUCUUCUGCAUCUUUCAAUGUCUUAUCUCUGGUGUUAAUAGGACCCCAUCUCGUUCCCAAGAUACUGAAAUAAAAGGUAAUAAAACAAGAGUUACGAUCAACAGGCUCAAGCCCGCGGCUCUCUUGGGAUCUAAAUCUACUAUGAAUAAUCACCAGGAAUCAGAUAAGCUCCAGCAUCAACGAGAACCUCCAAUCACCUCAAUGUCCACAGAACAGCUUCAAGAAAAAAGAUCCAACAAUCAUAAUUUUCGGUUUCGCUCGCCAAAUAAUAACCUAGAGUCCUCCGGGUUUUUCUCUGGUGGGUUAGUGUGA